This is a messenger RNA of Chara braunii, 2720 nucleotides long. NCBI's taxonomy places the organism in Eukaryota, Viridiplantae, Streptophyta, Charophyceae, Charales, Characeae. The record is from the annotation of a GenBank genome assembly.
GCCGUAUCAACUUGAGGAAGCAGCUGCCCGGCAUAACCGCCGCUUGUUCUUCGUGGGUUUCUUUUUCUUUACCUUUUCGGUUUCGGUUUUCAAUGGCAUUCAUGAUGCCGAGCGCUCAUUAUCAACAAAGAUUUGUGCGGGAAGCAGGUCGAUGUCCCAAUCGGCAAGAAGUCUGUCCGUUCCAUAGCAGUGGAGGAAGGCGGUGCUAUGCGGCCAUCGCAGCAGCAGCGGCGCUGAUUGUUUCUCUCUGCCUCUUCUGGAGGUUUGCGGAGUUGCCGGUUGCAGACGAUUGCCCAUUCGCGUCAUCGUCUUCGCCGCCAUCGCCGCCAUCGCUGUGGCCUUUGCUGCUAUCAACAGACUCUUCUUCAUCGUCGGGAACGGGACAGGUGGACGCGCCGAGAUCUGGACGACUCUCCAGCCAUGGACACUCCAGGGAAAGAGAGACAGACAGGGUGCUACAGCAGCCAGCCGACGACCCUUGCGCUCCCUGGUCCUACGACCAGACCGUCCUCCUCGAACGACCAACCUGCAAGGUGAUAGUCAAGCAUCAGUCUCUUCUCAGCCCACUUCAGAAUAGUCCGGAUACGACGUGCUCAUCUCUCAUGCGCAAUAUCGUGCUCCAUCCCGAUGCGGGAGUCUUCUUCUUCAUUUUCGAGGAGAGAUGUGAUACUGACAAUCGCACGGCCAUGCAAUCCCAGGUCUCCAUCCAUCAGGGUAAUCUCCACGUGGCAGGCGGGGAGGCCCCCAGGAUAUGUUACUGGUGGAGUUCAACGGAGUUGGACGGACCUCGUCCCAAUAACACAGUCUGCCGCGAUUACGAUUGCUAUCGGCUGAUGGAUUACCCUUCCGGCAUGGUGCUUUCCAAGUCGGGAUCGGAGCUGCUCCUCUGCGGCUCGCUGCAGGAUUACCCGGGCACGUCAUGGCUGACAGCGUUGAGGAUCGCAGAUGGGUCCAAGUCUUCCACGAGGUUGCCGAUAGAGUCUGCGGAGGGGCUGAGCUGGGAUCCCGGCAUGGCGACGCUUUUCAUGUCGGCCAGCACCACGCCACCCACGUCCAUCUCCUCUGCCGAUGUCACGCUCGAUGCCAACGGCACCUUUGCCAAUCGGACGCUGUCUCUCUCUAAAGCUGUGCAAUUCGAAUCGCAUCUGGGCUUCAACAUCUCGAAACCCUACUUCGGCCCUCAGAGCUUCACGAGCGACGGCAAGUGCCUGUACUUCAUUGAUCGGGCUGCUCCUAGUGAGGUGUGGGCGUUCCAUCCAUCGUCGCAGAAUGCUACACUGGUCGCCGGCAGCAGAUCGCUGUCAUCAACACGUCUCGCCCCCGCAGAGCGAGCUAAUGCCACCAGCAGCAGCAGGAGCAGUGCUGACGUGGAUGGCUUGCAGGCAUCCUUUGGGGAAUUGCUCGACAUAGCUGUGGUGGGCGACGGGCACCAUCUGUUCGCCUCGGAGUCGAGGACCGGUCGAAUUUUAUGGAUCGAGAUGGACUCGCCGUGCACCAGAGCGAGGAGAGUAACGGAAAUAGCCAAGUACCUCAGGCACGAGCCGACCGGAGUAUCCGGACUGGCGGUCCAGGUGGAUGGGCAAAUUGUCAAUCUCACGGUGGGAGUCGACGACGGGCAAAUCUUCCGCCUAUCAUUGAAUACUUCCGUCCCUUUCUCGCCGCCAGCGCCCGAUCCCCCCCCCCCAAGUAGUCGGUCUCCCAGCGACUCCUUCCCUGCAUCUCCAUCUGUCCCUCAAUCUUCUCCAGAUCCUGAUACAGAAGCAAGACGCAGGAAAGGCAAGAAGGUGGGACAAAUCGUCGGUUCUGUGGUUGCUGCGCUUGUCGUUUUUUUGCUGUUCCUGUUUUGUGUUCGCGCUCGGGAUGUCAACGGCAAUCCCGGGACUAAAAGACUAGUAAAGGGGGCCAAAGACGUGACCUCAGAUUCAAGUCCAGUGGAGAGCGAGCUGCGCCCACCCGAGGGGCGCCCAGCCGAGGUGCGCUCAGCCGAGGUGCGAUCAAAAUGGCUCAUCUUGGAACGACUCUUUGGACCACGGGGUGAUAAUGGCGUUAAUGAUGAUGACGCUGACAGUAGGGAUGAUGAGGACAAUGGGGAUGAUGGAGACGAUAAUGGUGAUGUGAAUCACUGGAAUCAGAAGACUGGGGAUGGAGAUAAUGAUGGUGAUAAUCAAACGUUGAAAUCGGUGCAAUCACCACAAAAUGGUGAUAGUGAUAGUGAUCAUGGUGAUGACGAUGAUGAUGAUGAGGAUAACGCUGAUCAGAAUCUUUGGAAUCAGAAGACUGGGGAUGGAGAUAAUGAUGGUGAUAAUCAAACGUUGAAAUCGGUGCAAUCACCACAAAAUGGUGAUAGUGAUAGUGAUCAUGGUGAUGACGAUGAUGAUGAUGAGGAUAACGCUGAUCAGAAUCUUUGGAAUCAGAAGACUGGGGAGGAAGAAAGGGAAGAUGAGAACGCAGGUCUGGGCGGUACUGUCUUCCAUUGGGAUAAGAAGAGAUGUUACGCCAGGAGAAUGGAUGUCAAAGAUUCCAAAGAUAUAAAAGCAAGCGGGGAGAAGGAGGGUGAAGAGAACAGUGUUGAAAAAGCUCGUAGAUGGGAGGGUAGGAGGCAGUGUAGGAGACGGGAUUGGGGAAUUCCCUGCUCCGCAACCCACUCAACCACGUAAUAAAUACGUCCAAUGAAUGGAUCGAUGAAUCAAUCAAUAGAUCAACAAAUGAGUCACUGAAUC